Molecule: messenger RNA, 432 nt
Organism: Ectocarpus sp. CCAP 1310/34
Lineage: Eukaryota; Phaeophyceae; Ectocarpales; Ectocarpaceae
Source: the annotation of a GenBank genome assembly
AUGAUCUACUCGGCCACCAUUAUGGUUACCGCCAAAAAAAAAACGGAGAUCGGCACGAAACUUGGCGGCAACUUCGAUCAUGUUGUAUAGUACACCGGUGAGAGAUUCAAUGGCAUUUUAAUGAAGGAAAGGUGGAGAAAGACGGGGGUGUAUGACUUGAGGGCACAAGAGGAACGUUUUGGGCUACGGUAACACCGGGUUUGCCAGGCAACUUUCAGUCAAUUGGGUUACCAUCAAAACAUGCUCUGCAGCAGCAAUUGAAGUGGCAGUUGACCGGGUCCAUAGACGAAGGUUGAAUAAAAGAUGUGCACGAUUUGGUAUCAGCACUGCAGCGCGUGAAAUCGUUGUAGCAGAUGUGCCUCCAAAAACGCGGCGGAACUUGCCAGAACGCGGGUUGGGUUGCACCGCUGCUACCCGGUACAGCAGGUCAAG